This is a messenger RNA of Sphaerulina musiva SO2202, 725 nucleotides long. RefSeq lists its product as uncharacterized. The record is from RefSeq and is a predicted model, not a curated record. Bases 65 to 523 code for a protein of 152 amino acids. Lineage: Eukaryota; Fungi; Ascomycota; Dothideomycetes; Mycosphaerellales; Mycosphaerellaceae. The transcript has 3 exons.
GACGAUUUGUUACCAGAAUUUUUUUCUUCAACAAGUACCUACUCUCUCAAGAUUAUCGCUCAAUAUGGACCCAACAACAUCCACUCGCGAACAAUUCACCACUGGCUUGGUGUCACAACCACUUCCGUCCAAUGCCAAUGCUGACUGGAAGAAAUACACCGAGACCCAUCAGCAGCUGUUCGACAAGCUUGCUCAUCACUCUGCCAUGGCUCCGAAUCUCCACCAGACGUACAUGACACCCGCAGCUUCAAAGAACAAAAUCUACUUCAUGUGGGAUUUCGUUGGCAGGACGCUCGGCAUGCUUCAUCAGCUCCCACCUGCCAUGGCUGCAUCGGAGUACAAUGCACAACAAAAAGAGAUCUGGAUGGAUGUGGUGCAGAGGACUGCGAUGUCCAAGUCGCUGCUUACGGACUCGAAGCCGGGAAUGCUCGAUAUGAUGAUCGAAUCUACGAACCCAGAGGAGCGCGGCAACCAUCCGGAAAUUGGCGAGGAGAUACUUGCUUUGGCUAAUGCCUUGCCAUGAAAAUAUGCAUGCUGCUGUUAGCGGAUAGCGCACCGAGAGCGACUUCAUGUUCUUGAGAUCAUGUUGUUCAUGUUCUGCAUCUCCAGAUGUCAUUAUUGUUCACGAUUUACCGGUACUCCCCUCCACAAUCGCCGAGAAGAGCGACAAUGACGUCCCUCCUACUCCUCCUUAAAACACUCUCGAUUCGUUGUCGAUCUUCCUC